This is a messenger RNA of Necator americanus (New World hookworm), 999 nucleotides long. RefSeq lists its product as uncharacterized. Gene Ontology annotation, molecular function: protein tyrosine phosphatase activity. Gene Ontology annotation, biological process: protein dephosphorylation. The transcript is spliced from 11 exons. Bases 1 to 999 code for a protein of 332 amino acids. NCBI's taxonomy places the organism in Eukaryota, Metazoa, Nematoda, Chromadorea, Rhabditida, Ancylostomatidae. The record is from RefSeq and is a predicted model, not a curated record.
AUGACGACAUCCGCACCCUUUCAAACGGGUGAAAUAAUCACUUUUUAUAUGCUGGGUUUCACUAUACUCAUGACUGCUUCGAUCGUCGUCUACUACAAAUUCCUAUCUCCAUAUGUCUCCGGACGUGCAGUGAGUAACUUAGUGUGCAAAGGAGGAAGAGGGCGAAAGUUGGCGAAAUGCGAGGAAUUGGUGAAAUUAAUCGGAAUGGAUUCAUUCGCCACAAAAGAGGGCUCUGUUGCUAUGCUUCCACCAAAUCGAGUUUCGACGAGAUCAACACGAAAAUCGAAAAGCAAAGUGCCAACCCCUAAAAAGUUAAUUGAAAGUUUCACCGCACGCAUUGCAUCUAGAAAACUUGGGGAUGGAGUGCUAGAGGCGCAUAAGGAGUUCGUCAAAGAAUCCCCGACUUUUUUUGCUUAUUGGAAAAAGGAGAACAUGCCAAAAAAUCUGAAACAAGACGUUGUGCUACUUUACGACUGGAGCCGAGUCGUUUUGAACGAAAGCCCUGAUUACUACCACGCUUCUUACGUUGAUGGGUGUUCGAAACCACAACUCCUACAGAUGUCCCCACGCACGAAUUCCCAGUCCAGUCGGCCUCAAAUAACUAACAUUCAAUUGCUGAAGAUGAAAACAAAUUCUUGCCAAUAUAUCAUGGCCCAAGCGCCAUUCAACGAUGAUACACAAGCAGAUUAUUUCCGAAUGCUUUCCCAAACAAGCCCAGACGCUGUUAUAUUCAUGGAUGCACAUAACAGCGAGGACGCGAAAUACAUACUCCCAACCGACGGCACUUAUGGAGGGGUGAGCGUAAAAGUGGAAGAUAUGAACCAAUGCGACGGCUACACCGUGCGACUACUGGCGAUAGGGAAAUCGAAGGUGAAAGUAUACUGUAUUAAUGGAUGGAGUGUUGAGAAAGAACCACCAAAAGAUUUGGUCCGUAUUCAUGAAAAGAUUACUCUUGUGAAGAGCUUGCAGAUGACAGAUAAUAAGCAGAUUGCGCGAUAG